Colletotrichum graminicola M1.001 is the source of this 1548-nucleotide messenger RNA. Its product is annotated as 2-oxoacid dehydrogenase acyltransferase. The record is from RefSeq and is a predicted model, not a curated record. Gene Ontology annotation, molecular function: lipoic acid binding; acetyltransferase activity. The transcript has 2 exons. Bases 1 to 1548 code for a protein of 515 amino acids. Gene Ontology annotation, cellular component: cytoplasm; mitochondrion. Lineage: Eukaryota; Fungi; Ascomycota; Sordariomycetes; Glomerellales; Glomerellaceae.
AUGUUUCUUCAACGCGGCUCACGCGCCGUACGGAUGCAAUGGCACGUCUCCAAGAGCAUGGCCCGUCUGGCCGCGGCGAGAGCUGCUGGCGUCUACCCCUCCAGACAGUUCCACGACACGCGGAAUUUGAGGGUUAUCAAGCCCGUCUUGCUGGCAGACAUUGGCGAAGGUAUCGUGGAGUGUGAGAUCAUCCAGUGGUUUGUCGAGCCGGGCGCCCGUGUCGAAGAGUUCUCCCCGCUGUGCGAGGUACAGAGCGACAAGGCUUCAGUGGAGAUCACAAGCCGCUUCUCGGGCGUGGUGAGGAAACUACACUACGACGCUGGCGACAUGGCAAAGGUCGGCAAGCCUUUUGUCGACAUUGACAUCCAGGGCGGGGCCAAGCAGGAAGACCUCGACGCACUGACGGCCCCGACCGAGCCGGCAGUGGAGAGGCCCAUGCAGAGCACGACGGAGCCCACUUCGCCGCAACAACAGCAGGCGAGAACGCAUCAGGGAGAGCAGAUACAUGGGCAAACAAGACAAGAGCCGGCGGUCACCGCGCCCCAGGGCGCCGAUGUACAGGAAGCUCCGCGGCAGCCAAAGGGCACGCAUGCCUCGCUUGCCACGCCCGCGGUGCGGCACCUCACCAAGACCUUGAACGUGAAUAUUACGGACAUCGAAGGCACGGGGAGAGAUGGCAGAGUCCUGAAGGAGGACGUACAGAACUUCGUCAAGCGUCGCGAGUCCGGGGACAAGCCGGCGUCAACCUCAGCCCCGCCUCCCGGCGCAUUUCCUACCCCGGGACCCGUCGGGGGCGCGCAGCUCGAGACCCGCGUCCCGCUCACGAACACUCAGCAGCAAAUGUUCAAGUCCAUGACGCGCUCCCUCACGAUACCGCACUUCUUGUACGCCGACGAAAUCGACUUCUCCAGCCUCGUCCAGCUGCGCACCCGCCUCAACCGCGUGCUCGCAACAGCUCCAGAGGUGGGUGGCGGCGAGACAGGCGUCGCGAAGCUUUCUUACCUCCCCUUCAUUAUCAAGGCCGUAUCCAUGGCGCUCUAUCAGUUCCCCAUCCUCAACGCGCGGGUCGAUAUCGACCAUUCGUCCUCCAAACCCUCCCUCGUCAUGCGCAGCCAGCAUAAUAUCGGCGUCGCCAUGGACACCCCGCAGGGCCUCCUAGUGCCCGUGAUCCGCAACGUCGGAUCGCUCAACAUCCUCUCCAUCGCCUCGGAGCUGACGCGGCUGCAAAAGGCGGCUUUUGCGGGCAAGCUGACGCCGGUGGACCUCGGCGGCGGCACCAUCACCGUCUCCAACAUCGGCAACAUCGGCGGGACCUACCUGUCGCCCGUCAUUGUCGACAAGGAGGUGGCAAUCCUCGGCAUCGGCCGUAUGCGCGCCGUGCCGGCGUUCGAGGGGGAGGACUCGGACAGGGUGGUGAGGAAGCACAUGUGCAACUUCAGCUGGAGCGCGGACCAUCGCGUGGUGGACGGUGCGACCAUGGCGCGGGCCGCCGAGGUGGUGCGCAGGGUCGUGGAGGAGCCCGAUGUCAUGGUCAUGCACCUCCGAUGA